Messenger RNA from Archocentrus centrarchus (flier cichlid), 1726 nucleotides. RefSeq names its product heat shock 70 kDa protein 12A-like. The coding region runs from base 17 to 1726 and encodes 569 amino acids. The transcript has 4 exons. The record is from RefSeq and is a predicted model, not a curated record. Gene Ontology annotation, molecular function: ATP binding; ATP-dependent protein folding chaperone. NCBI's taxonomy places the organism in Eukaryota, Metazoa, Chordata, Actinopteri, Cichliformes, Cichlidae.
UGAACCAGUUUCUACAAUGAGUGAGUCAUACAUCAUAGCAAUAGACUUUGGCAGUGCGUACAGUGGAUAUGCCUUCAGUAUUACACCAAGAGGGGCAGAGCCUGAUCCCCAUUUAAGUCAGUGGGGAAAGGAACUUGGAUUGGAGAGUCCAAAGACUCCAACCUGCAUUCUGUUCAAUCAAGAUGAAGAAUUUCUCAAGUUUGGAUAUGAAGCUAAAACAGCAUAUGUCAAUAUGCCUGGACAAGAAGCUAGGACACACUUUUUCUUUGAAUAUUUCAAGAUGGCACUUUAUGGCACAAAACUAAACAACGAUGUCAGAAUUGAAGCUGCAAACAGGAAAUCAAUGAAGGCCUUGAAGGUGUUCACAGCAGCACUAAGAUAUAUGAAGGAACACUCACUUGAAACUAUUAAAAAUAACACAGAAGGGAGGAGGUUCAUAGCCUCUGACUUCAUCUGGGUGCUGACUGUACCUGCCAUCUGGGAUCCUUCAGCAAAGCAGUUCAUGAGAGAAGCUGCAAUUCAGGCAGGAAUUGUCACAGCAGGAACUGAACACAACCUUAUCAUCGCUCUGGAACCAGAGGCAGCCUCAGUCUGGUGUAAGAACCUGCCAGCUGAAGGCUUCAUCACAGAGAACCAUGGCAGAGGGGCCCUGGGUCAAUCUCCAGGAACCCAGUACAUUGUGGCUGACUGUGGAGGUGGAACCAUUGACAUCACUGUUCAUGAAGUCCUGGAUGGAGGAGCCCUGAAGGAGCUCCACAAGGCCUCAGGAAAUGAUUUGGGUGGACAAAGUGUGGACAGAAAAUUCAAAGAGUUCCUCAGAGAAAUCUUCUGUGAUGGUGUCUGGGAUGAAUAUGAAGGAAAGUGUCCCAGUGAACUUCAGAAAAUUAUGUAUGAUUUUAUGUAUUUCAAACAGGUAGAUAAUGAAGUUCAGUUCAGCUGCCCCUAUAACCUGGGAACAUUGGCUCAGAAAAGGCAGGAAAUAGAAAAGUUCUUUGAAUCAGUGCAAGGAGCUUCCUGGAAUGAGGGAUGGAUCAAAAUCUCCAAAGAGAAACUGAGGUCUUUCUUUGAUGAGAGUCUGGAGGGCAUCACUGACAGUCUCAGUGAAAUCUUGAGAAGAGAUCUAAGCAUUCAGUACAUCCUGUUAGUGGGGGGCUACGCUGGAAGCCUGAUUCUACGCAAUCAUGUUAUUGAUCAGUUUGGGGAUUGGUGUAAUGUUGUGUGUCCAUUUAGGCCACAGGAAGCAAUUGUGAAAGGAGCUGUUCAGUUUGGACGAAAUCCAGGGUUGGUGGCAUCUCGAAAAAGUCCUUUUACUUAUGGAGUGUCUGUGUCUAAGAUAUUUAUUGAGGCUAAGCACAGGCCAGACAAGAAAUAUAGAUCUGAUGUUGGUGACCUGUGUUGUGAUAUUUUCAUGAAGCUGGUGGAGGAAGGUGAAGAUGUAGGUUGGAAUGAAACCAGGGAGCACUUCUUAUAUGCUACAGAAGCAUUUUUGACAACUGCAAGCUUGACGUUUUAUUGCUCAAAAAAAAAAAACCCAUCUUAUGUAGAUGAGCCUGGUGUGUACAAAGUGGCAUCUUUUCAUGUUAAGAUGCCUGACACUACAAGAGGCGUAAACCGUAAAGUUAAAUUGGAAAUCAAAUUUGGCUCUACAGAGAUAACAGCCAUAGGCACUGACUUAAGUUCAGGAACAAAAGGAUCAGCAAAGAUUGACUUUAUGACCACAGCAUGA